This is a messenger RNA of Odocoileus virginianus texanus, 1467 nucleotides long. RefSeq names its product ventral anterior homeobox 2 (gene VAX2). Gene Ontology annotation, cellular component: nucleus. The record is from RefSeq and is a predicted model, not a curated record. Gene Ontology annotation, molecular function: RNA polymerase II cis-regulatory region sequence-specific DNA binding; DNA-binding transcription factor activity, RNA polymerase II-specific. Lineage: Eukaryota; Metazoa; Chordata; Mammalia; Artiodactyla; Cervidae. Gene Ontology annotation, biological process: central nervous system development; regulation of transcription by RNA polymerase II; brain development.
AUGUGCACCGUGGUGGAGGGCACAGUCAAGACAGAAAGGAGCCGCGUCAAGUCGACAGGAAAGGGGAGGCGGCCCGACUUCCAUGGACACGGGAUCACGGGAAGCCACCGGCAUCUCCGGGAGAAGGACCCGGCUGCCUCGGGAGUGAGCGCACUCCCGAAAGCCCAUCUACGGCCUUUGAAGAGGACGCCGGAACGGAGACCCGAAUUACUGGCACAGAAAGCCACCAUUCAUGAAAUACAAUUUAGCGGAGUGAAGACAAACAAAACCCGCGAGGCGGGCCGGGACUCGGAACUGAGGAGGGGAGACCUCCGCGGGUCCGAGACCUACCACAGUCUCAGCCUCACUCGACCCUCCCGGCUACUAAACCCGGCUAUGGGUCUGCAACCAGUCUUUUUUCCCCGGCGAGUGCAGACCGUCCCCUCGCCCCCUUGCCUCGCCGUCUCGGGUUCUUUUACCACACUCUUGGCCUUGCUCCGCCAGGAGCGCCGGGAGGGGGCUAUGUUCCUGAGUGUGGGUGGAGCGCAGCUCCGUAGCGCCGCUGGGAGUCGGAGAACCCCGACUCGGGCCCAAUCAGCAGAGAGGGGUGGGGCGGCCGGGCGGGGGCGGGGCCAGAGUGAGCGCGACCGCGGCCCCGCACGCCAGGAGUCGCGGAGCGGGCGCGGCGGGGACGGUGGCGGAGCACAAGACUCGACCGCUGAUGCGGGCGGCCGCAGCCCCAGGGAGAUUGCCGGGACCUCCGACUCCAGCCCUGCGGGCUCCAGGGAGAGCGGCGCCGACAGCGACGGGCAGCCGGGGCUCGGCGAGGCAGACCACUGCCGCCGCAUCUUGGUGCGAGAUGCCAAAGGAACCAUCCGAGAAAUUGUCCUGCCCAAGGGCCUGGACCUGGACCGGCCCAAACGGACCCGCACGUCCUUCACGGCUGAGCAGCUCUACCGCCUGGAGAUGGAGUUCCAGCGCUGCCAGUACGUGGUGGGCCGUGAGCGCACCGAACUGGCCCGCCAGCUGAACCUCUCCGAGACGCAGGUGAAGGUCUGGUUCCAGAACCGCCGCACCAAGCAGAAGAAAGACCAGAGCAGAGACCUGGAGAAGCGGGCGUCCUCCUCGGCGUCCAAGGCCUUCGCCACCUCCAAUAUCCUGCGGCUUCUGGAGCACGGCCGGCUGCUGUCCGUGCCCAGGGCCCCCAGCCUCCUGGCGCUGACCCCCGGCCCACCGGGCCUGCCUGCCGGCCACAGGGGCACCUCCUUGGGUGACCCCAGGAACUCCUCCCCACACCUCAACCCGCUGACCUCGGCCUCGGCCUCGCCCCCACUGCCGCCCCCUCCGCCGGCGCUCUGCUUUUCCACCGCCCCGCUCCUGGACCUGCCUGCUGGCUACGAACUGGGCUCCUCGGCCUUCGAGCCCUACAGCCGGCUGGAUCGGAGAGUGGGCAGCCCCGGCGGUGGUAGCAAGAAGGCCAACGCUUAA